Messenger RNA from Wallemia ichthyophaga EXF-994, 2208 nucleotides. Its product is annotated as Oligopeptide transporter 5. Gene Ontology annotation, molecular function: oligopeptide transmembrane transporter activity. Gene Ontology annotation, biological process: transmembrane transport. The coding region runs from base 1 to 2208 and encodes 735 amino acids. Lineage: Eukaryota; Fungi; Basidiomycota; Wallemiomycetes; Wallemiales; Wallemiaceae. The transcript is spliced from 6 exons. The record is from RefSeq and is a predicted model, not a curated record.
AUGAGAUAUGACAGGCUAGCGAAUGACAGUGAGAGCGAUAACGAGGGUGAUGACCGUGGCAAUGAUUUUGAUCACUUUGAAUUGGAACCGCUGGCUGGUUCUGAGCGUGUACAGUUGCCUAAGGAUGGCCAACGAGCUCGCUCGAGGCACAGCUCGAUUAUCGACGCUGUAACAGCAAUCGUACCAGAAUCUGAUGAUCCUUCACUCCCUACACUCACAAUUAGAGUCAUCGUCAUUGGCUCCGUCUUUGUUAGUCUUGGGGCGGCGUUCUCGCAGCUAUUUUACUUUAAGGACAAUGCACCUCAAUGGAACCCCUUCAUUGUUCUACUCAGCUCUUAUCCCGUUGGAAAACUGAUGGAAAAGUCGAUGCCGCACCGCCGUUUCCUCGGUAUCAACCUUAAUCCUGGCACCUUCAACAUCAAGGAGCAUUGUUUAAUAAGCAUUUUAGCAACUAGCGGCGGGACUGCUGCUUAUGCUUCUGAUGUUUUGGCUAUCUGCACACUCUACUUUAAAGUCGACUUCCCGACCUGGGUCGCUGUUGCCCUCAUUUUGACAUCCCAAUUCAUUGGAUACUCGUUUGCCGGUUUGGGAUACAACAUCUUGGUCAAACCACUCAAUAUGGUAUAUCCAGCCAACCUACCCACUAUCAGCGUAUUGACCACGCUUCAUGAAACCAAUCAACUCAAGAGGUCAAAGGUAGACAAGAAACUUAAAUUUUUCAUCGUUUCCUUCGUUGCAGUCAUAUUAUACCAGCUUCUUCCUUCCCUUUUCGCACCAACACUAACGAGCAUCGCAUUUUUAUGCUAUUUUUCCAACAACUGGGUUAUGCGCACGCUUGGUAGUGGCUAUCAGGGUUUUGGAAUGCUCGAUUUUAGUCUUGAUUGGUCUGCAUUGUCAUCCUUGGGCCCUCUCUACACACCCCCUGAUGCACUGUUCAACAUGUGCGCUGGUCUGGUGGGAAUGGUGUGGAUAGUCGGACCGUUGAUAUAUUUUACAGAUUUUUGGAACGCCCUCUCAUUCGACCUGCCAAUGUCGACCGGGCUAUUUACGAAGAAUCACCAAGCGUUCGAUGUUCAAGGUGUAUUGACACCUGAUCUAAAGCUCGAUUUGAAUAGCUGGGAUCAGCAAAAACCAUUACUUCUGACACCAUACUUUAGUGUAUUCUACUUGUGCUCAUUCGCAACAUUCACAGCUACAAUUGUUCACGUUAUCUUGUGGUAUUCGGGAGAUAUCAAGGCUUCUCUCUUAUCAGCGAGAAAGGAAAAAACCAGUCAAGAGGAGGUGGCACAAUCAGUACCAAAAUCAUACUACAUAUCUACUUUCGUUAUCACAUUCGUCGUCGCUGCUAUCGCAUGCGCCCAACCUAUCAUUCAGUUACCAUUCUGGGCCUUGUCGCUAUCAGUGCUAAUGGCAGCCGUGUGCUUGAUACCACUUGGUAUUAUUAGAGCUGUUAGCGGUCAGAGCAUUGGAUUGAACGUACUUUCAGAGCUAGUGAUAGGUUAUAUAAUGCCGGGUAAGCCAGUGGCUAACGCCGUCUUCAAAACAUUCGCGUACAAUUCUCUGUCUCAAUCAUUGGAUCUGAUUGAGGACUCCAAGCUAGGGAUGAUGAUUCAUUGUCCUCAAAAGGAUGUAUUUAUAUGUCAAUAUAUCGGCACAGCAAUUGGAGCAAUUGUGAAUUUUGUUGUUCUACAAAAUGUCAUUGAUACCAAGCGACCAUACCUCGACGGUACUCUAGUUGAUCCGACAGGUCAAUACACAGGAAGAUCACCGCGUAUAAUGUUCUCUGCAUCAGUUAUUUGGGGAUUGGUAGGACCUGCAAGAUUUUUUGUGGGGAAGUACAAGGUAUUACUGAUAAGCGGGUUUAUAUUGGGAUUGAUAUUGCCAAUAUUGACGUGGGCAGUUCAUAAGCGCUAUCCAAGGCUUGGAUUCAAGCAUAUAUCAUUUCCCCUGAUAUUGUUUGGAGCAAAUUUGGUGCCUCAAAUGCCUGCAAACGUGAUAGUGUCAUUGCUUAUCGUAGGAUAUAUAUCACAGUAUGUAGUUAGGAGGAAAUAUCCAACGUGGUAUGCAAACAAUUUUAUACUAAGUGCUGCAUUGGACGCAGGUACUAGUAUCUCUGCAUUUUUCGCCUAUUUGGCACUACCUUGGAUUCUGGUCAUAGUACCGAUCUGGUUUCUCAAUCCGUCCGGAGACGCUGAGCAUUGUCGGUGA